Messenger RNA from Hibiscus syriacus, 1548 nucleotides. Its product is annotated as protein IQ-DOMAIN 1-like. The transcript has 6 exons. The coding region runs from base 420 to 1370 and encodes 316 amino acids. NCBI's taxonomy places the organism in Eukaryota, Viridiplantae, Streptophyta, Magnoliopsida, Malvales, Malvaceae. Gene Ontology annotation, molecular function: protein binding. The record is from RefSeq and is a predicted model, not a curated record.
CAAAUUUCCCCAGUUCAUAAUUCACAUCAGUUGUUGAGCCCUUGAUUGACGAGAGAGAGAGAGAAUUAAAGAACAUAUUUUUAAUAUGAUUUCUCUUAAUUUUUCUCUCUUCCAUUGGACCAGCUUUUGAUUAUUUGUGAGACAAAAAACAAAAAUAAACAGAAGAAAUAUAAAACGAGAGGAAAAAGCUGGUAAAUGGGCCAUGACAAUGCACAUUCCACACCCACCCUUUAAUUAUUCCUUUCUUUGAUCUCAGGCUUUCCUUCUUCUUUACUGCAACUCGUACUAUAUUUGUUCACCACAUUGCCCUUUAUCUCCCAAAACCUUCACUUCACUCCCUUCCUCCAAAACCAAAAGUACCUCUUUUGACAGCUUUGUUUGGUUGAUGCUAAACUGGGUAGAGAUACUUACUAUCAGCAAUGGGUUCUGGAAAUUUCUUGAAGACAAUAAUUAAUAGAGUGAAAGAUGAUGGCUCAAAGCAAGUAAAGGAACCUUCUGCUUCUACUAAAUCCAAUGGCUUCAAAUGGAAGAAACACCAGCGGAAGGCAUCCUCUAGAACGAGUUUAAUUAGCAAAAAUCCCAACACUCUUGGCAUGCCAAUUGAAGAUUUAGCAGCGAAACGGAUUCAAACUGCAUUCAGGGCCUAUACAGCUAGAAAACAAUUACGUAGAUUGAAAGGUACCGUAAGGUUACAGGCUCAAACCCUAAAUGUUUCUGUCAGAAAGCAAGCUACAACAACAUUAAAUUAUCUUCACUCAUGGAGUAACAUACAGGCCCAGAUAAGGGCUCGCAGGCUCUGUAUGGUAACAGAAGGCCGUCUCAGACAGAAAAAAAUAGCAAAUCAACUAAAGCUCGAGGCAAAACUACAUGACAUAGAGGUAGAAUGGUCUUGUGGUCCUGACACAAUGGAGAAAAUUCUCACAAAAAUACAUCAUAGAGAAGAAGCAGCAGUUAAACGGGAGCGAACUAUGGCAUAUGCGUUUUCUCACCAAUGGAGGGCCCCCAGCUCUAACUAUAAUGGGAUUGGCAAUUACGAGCUUGCUAAAGCCAAUUGGGGUUGGAGCUGGGUGGAACGCUGGAUUACUGUUCGUCCAUGGGAGAGCCGCCUCCCUACUCAGUCCAUUAUCCCUAAGAAACCACAGAGCAGACAGAUAAACAAGGCUAGUAAAAAUUCGAAUUCACCAAAACCGAAACCAUCCGUAUCAGCGAAAACCCAUAUUUCCAAUGAGAAGGAAACCAUGAAGAUGAAGCCUAGGAGGUUGUCUUACCCUGGUGCUGAGAAACCAGCUGCACGUCAACAAAGCACCAAAGCUGCAGAAGUGAACAAUAAAAAGGGAGUGAUAGCGAUUCAGCAGCAAGCCAAAGACUAGACAUAGAUCAUCCAUUUGGUUUUCAAAAUUCAUGUUGCCACUAAACUUAUCGGCUAUGCAAGUGAGCAAAAUCCUACUUUCUUUUACUUAGGUAUUGAAAAAUUAAUGUAUUUAUAUCUUCUUGGUUUUGUUUCGUUUUUUGUAUAUGAAGUGGUGAGAACUGAAAAAAAUGACAUGC